Messenger RNA from Scleropages formosus (Asian bonytongue), 3939 nucleotides. RefSeq names its product FA core complex associated protein 100 (gene faap100). The record is from RefSeq and is a predicted model, not a curated record. Gene Ontology annotation, cellular component: Fanconi anaemia nuclear complex; nucleoplasm. The coding region runs from base 323 to 2824 and encodes 833 amino acids. The transcript has 8 exons. Gene Ontology annotation, biological process: interstrand cross-link repair. Lineage: Eukaryota; Metazoa; Chordata; Actinopteri; Osteoglossiformes; Osteoglossidae.
UUGAUUGGCUGGAUGCGGUGCGCGGGCGGGGGACGCGCGAGUUCCAAGUCAAAGUCGCCAAACAGGGACGCCAUGAAGGGCUGCUUUUUUGCGCACUGAAUUUGCUAUUUUUUCUGCAAUAGGGGGGGGAUUGUCGUCUUUGACGCUCAGCGUAACUUUUAAAUGAGUUAUUUCCAGAUUCUGCUUCACGGGGAAGUUGUGCGCUGCCGGUAUUUUUACGUGCUGACGCGAUGGUCUUCAGCUGUGGAGCCGCAACUUCUUCCCGCCUCAGACGUGUCGUCACUGUAGCCUCCGCGUGCGAACCGCUCGUCGGCCCGUCAUCAUGGAGGCUCUGCGGUGCUCCGUCAGCUCCCUGUUCGAGGCCCAGUUCGGCUGUGUUUCCGGGGCGACGGCGGUGCUGUGUUCUGGGACGGACGUGUUGCUAAGCAACGGCAGCAAAUCGGUGGUCCUCUGGAACAGCGCGGAACGCAAAGUGACGGGAGUCCAUCAGCUGCCGGGUGCCAUCAGACACGUGACGUCGAGUCCUCGCAAACGCGGCCUUUACGCUCUCUGUGAAAACGGCAGGAUAUACUACAUCGAUCUUGCGCAGCACCCCAGGGUUUCAUCGUCCCCCGCAUCUGCGCCUAACUCCCACGUGAUUGAAGAUCCCACCGCUUGCUCCUUUCUUGUGAUGGACAGCAUCCUUGUGACAGUAGGGCCGGCGGAUGGCACGUGGCGUUUCCAAUUUUACGAGACACCAGAUGCUCCCGGAACCCGUCACAGGAAGCUAGCUGAGCGUGGUGUCCCUGUGGGCCCUGUGGACAGCGCUGCUGCAGAAGCCAAUGAGGUGUCCGAGUGGCCUGCACUGUGCUGCGUGUUUGCAUUCAGUGCUGCAUCUGGGCUGCCAGAGGGUGAAGAACAUUACUUCUUGGAGUCGACUCUGUUUGGCCUCCUUUUUGGCAUCGACGUGUCUCUCGUCUCAACCCCAGUGGUAGUCUGCGGGCUUCCCGAUGGGCGGCUCUGUUGCCUGCCCUCCCUGCCGCAGUCUGCGAACAGAGAUGCAAAGCCAGGGGUGAAGUUACUCCACAGCUUGGAAGAGCCAGUUGUCUUGGCUGGGACCUCGAGUGGCGGCGAUGCUCUGCUGGCGGUCAGCCGCUUUGGCAAAGUGCUGAUUGUGCAAGUUGGAGACAGGGCUGAAGGGGGCAAGGCUCCUGUUUUUCGGGAAUGCAGCGUGCCGGGUCCUGUAGUGUGUGCCUGCAUCGGUAGCACACACCUCUACUACAGCACUCUCUCUGACCUCCUGGCAUUGCCUCUGGUCACUGGCUCGUCCCUGGACAGGACCGCACAGGAAAACCUGUAUGCAGACCCACCUCCAUCUUUUCCUUACCCAAGAAGCUUGAAUGUCAGUAGGCUGAUAGCACUGGCGAAACCAACAAAUACCUCUACAGGGGCCGUACACCUCGUGGCCGUGACUGUCCGAGGGAGGCUGCUGGAUAUAACCCUGCCCCAGGAGUCAGACAGAGGUCAUGUUCCGAGGGUCUCUGCCACUCAGGUGGGUCAGAAAGUGAGGGACCUUCUUACCAGCAUUGGGAACCUGUCAGACAGAGCAGCCUCGCUGAAAAGCAGCAUUCAGAUGAGGAAUGAAGCUCUGAAGAAGCUGAAUCAGGUAUUUAAUGUCUGCUGCCUGCUGCUGCCCAUGCAGAAGGGCAGUGAGGUGCCCCCUGUCUCCAAGCCGCCCAUAAGCAUCCACUUUGAGACUAGGUGGAUCCGUCUACUGCAGCAGGACUCCCUGACCCUGCAGUGCACCCUGGAGAACUCUUCUAGUUAUGUUCUAGAACAAGGCUGGACUCUGUGUAUACAGGUUAUCCCAUCAUACAGUGCCCUGAACCCAGAGGGCAGGGUGUCAACCAAAACAUACACCUUCCCACUCAAAAAACUCUUCCCAGGUAAAAAUACGGAAAUGGUUUUGCCCUUGACCUCUGGGAAUGAGCUACCCCUUCCUUUGAAGGUCACUUCUUCACUUGUGUACUCUUUGCAAAGCAUUCUGGGAGCUGUGGAAGCUGGACACCUCUUCACAGAAGGAACACCAUCGUCUGGUUUGACCUCGAACACAGGCUACAUCAGCCUGACUCUUGACACCACCACUGUGGAUUGGUUGGACUGUAUGCUAGUCACUGGUCCUACAGAUGAGAACAGUAGCUCCAGGCCUGGUUCUGCUUCCUCCACAAACAUUGUCCGCACCUUCCUGGAUGCACGGCGAGGGGAGCGGCAGGACCAGAGCUCCAGUGACCCUGGGGUUGGAACUGUAGAAGGAGGCCCAUUUGUCGCCACCAUCAGGGUAUCAUCUGUGUUACUAAGGGCUGUUCUGAAGGGCACCGGGUCCCUCUGCAGCUCCCUGCUGACCUGGCUGCUAUCUGGCUGCCCUGGCAAGGGGGUUAGAAGGGACCCACAAUGCUCUGUGGUGUGUGCCUGCUGUCCCAGAGGAAACACUUUGAGGCUCAUGGCCAAAGAGGUGUCAGUCGAGGACUUGGGUGAAGGCAGGCCGAUCGCAGCUGUGGAACUCUUGCUGGAGAGCUCCUCUGUGGCCGCACUCUGCGGACUGCACUACAGUGUUUUACGUCGCAUCCAGGCUUUACUUAAAGAGGUCGCCAUGGAGACAGAGGGUCCUGCACAGUUGCAGGGGCGGGGCUUGUGCCGAGCUUUGGAGCGUGUUGAGGUUCUUUUUGAGGAGAUUCAGGAAGCCUGUGGAAGUGCCGCUUUGGAUGUGGGAACAUCAUCGGGGAUAACAGCAAAGUUGCUUCACGUGUACCAGCAGCUGAGGACCAAUCCACUUCUCAUCCUGUGAUAUGGCUGUGUAUGCGCUUAAAGUCCCGGCCUUCAAAAUCUAAAAUAUAAACACUUGUUCUGCCUUACAUGCUUUCUCUGUCUCUGUACAGAUAUAAAAAUGAGUUUAUGCCUUUUUUUAAUUUAAUGUGCCUUCUUCCUGUACUAUAGGAAGUAAAGUAAAAACCAGUAUCCGUUACCAGUAAUGACCAUAAAAUACAUUACUAAAUACAUGUGACUGCUGUUUGCAGCAAAUGAUUACUUACACUUAUCAGUAGGGCUGAACAUUAUAAUCAUCACAUCAGCAGAACUCAUGUUUAAGCAGUACUGCUCAUGAACCUUUUUUGACCUGGCAGAUCCCCAGGUUUCACAUUAAAUUUCACUGCAGGAUAUGCAUAUGUGUGACGUAGUUACCAUGGGAACAUACGCCAACACGUACUACUCAGUCGUUUCAGCUGCGGUCAUGAGCUAUGGAGUCGUAGGGUAGGUGAUCCCUUAUUUAGGCCCCACAUGUUGGGGGAUGGAGUGCUCACAGACAACUGGGACUUCUUUUGGUGUCAUAGAAAGGCACUUAUUUAGAUUGUUUGCUAUUUUACACCAUCUCACAAUACCCACUGACAGUGCUCUAGGCAGGGAAACUGGAAGGAAAUCUAAAACUGAAACUUUGGCUAUCAGCAAAUCUUCUCAGCUGCCAUCCAGGAUUUUCAUAGCUUAAUCAUGUGUAAUUGUCAGUUACUGUGGCAACCAGACAUACUGUAAACCCAGCUGACUGUCAUGCUUAUCCAUUAAUUAGUUGGGCUGAUUUCAUAUAUGAGUAUGAUUACUGAUGGCGCAUAAUCACACAUUUGUCCUCCAUUUGAUUCCCAUGUGUUUUGCGCCUGGGUUUUUAACUGGGAGAUGCUGGAGACUCGUCCUGCCUUUAAAACAGUUAUCUUUGUGAGAUGUGUUUCUUGACUCCAUUGCAGGUUUAUGGCUGUCCAUUGAAUCCAGGGUGGCUGGCUUUGCUGCUACUGUACUUCAGUCUCAUAGACAAUUUCACAGUACAUGGAUGCAAGUCCCUUGCCCUGUAGAGGGAGCUAGAGUUUCUCACGGUCACAAUUUUGUUUCAGAUACAUUUAUCUGAUGCUUUUCUCCGAA